Messenger RNA from Oncorhynchus gorbuscha (pink salmon), 2422 nucleotides. Its product is annotated as growth arrest-specific protein 2-like. The coding region runs from base 329 to 1687 and encodes 452 amino acids. Gene Ontology annotation, biological process: actin crosslink formation. Gene Ontology annotation, cellular component: actin filament. Lineage: Eukaryota; Metazoa; Chordata; Actinopteri; Salmoniformes; Salmonidae. Gene Ontology annotation, molecular function: actin filament binding; microtubule binding; cytoskeletal adaptor activity. The transcript has 8 exons. The record is from RefSeq and is a predicted model, not a curated record.
ACAAAACAAAUGCGAAAAGUUUUGACAUUGGACCUCGACAUAUGAACAACUUAUUGUUAUUGUCACAACGUCGUUGACAGCCGUAACACCCACAACUUGUAAGAUGACACCAGCAGCUUUGACAAGGCGCACAGGGGUGUUUCAUUGAGAAGUGGACGUAGCCUACGUUCUUAUUGCACAUUUUCCGUUUAGCAGACCUGAGAAGAUAACCUGUAAGUGGUGCUUGGUGCUGCUGUGCCGACACACACAGUCUCUUUGUUGAUUUUUACUGGGGGGAUUUAUUGAACAGUUAUACUUACUCAUUGACUCUGUAAAAGAGGAGGGAAUCAUGAACAGUCCGGUAGAAACAGAGGACGACCAAUACAGUCCAAUACAUCUCACUGGGCUCGGAAUAUGUUGCCUCCUCAGUCCCAAACAGCACCACGAUGGGCCUGGUCUGGAGAGCCCACAGCAGUACACCAAAUGGCUCCCCAGCCGCCACGAAGCCAGCCUGCUGCCCAUGAGAGAGGACCUGGCUCUCUGGCUCAACAUGUUUCUGGACUCUGGGGUCACGGCUGACAGCCUGAUGGACAGGCUGGAUAAUGGGGUUCUGCUGUGCCAGCUGGCCGAGGAGCUACAGGAGAGGAUGAUCCAAGCCAGCAAUGGCAAGCCCUUCGUACGCAGGGUGAUUCAUUGGCGAGCUGAUGCUGCUUCUGGCUCUUUCUUUGCCCGGGACAACACUGCCAACUUCCUCUACUGGUGUCGGAAGAUUGGUGUGGAUGAGACCUACCUGUUUGAGUCUGAAGGCUUGGUGCUCCACAAACAGCCUCGGGAGGUGUGUCUCUGUCUUAUGGAGCUGGGAAGGAUUUCAGCCAGGUAUGGUGUGGAGCCCCCAGGUUUGGUGAAGCUGGAGAGAGAGAUAGAGAGGGAGGAGGGAGGGUCUCUCACCUCAUCAUUACCUCUGGCCUUCCCCUCACCCACAACUCUUCCCUUAAUCUUACCGCUGCUCCGUGCUCCUACACCCCCUGCUUCUGUAUCCCCACCUCCCAGUCCAAGCCCACCCCCUUCUCAAGCCCCAGUAGACCCUACUCCUCCAACUUCCAUCUCAUCCUCGUCAACCACCACUAGCACAACUUCCACUCAAACCUCAUCUGUUACCAUUGUCACAACCUCCACUCAGACCCCUCCCACAACACCAACCACAGAUCCUAUCUCAGCCCUGAGCCUUACAGAGACCCCUGUCUCCCCCUCUCCACCUCCUCCUUCACAUCCUCCACCACUGCCGUCACCUCCAUCACAACCAUUACCCUCUCCCUCACCUAAGCCCAAGGCGCGUCGUCCAAGCAAAUCAUCUGCUAAGAAAACGCCAAGCACAUGCGACUUGUUGGAUGACAUAGUGAGAAACAUUAUCGAGGACUCGCCAUGCAGCUGCCCCACUAAGUUCCCUGUGGAGAAGCAUCCCAAAGGAUGCUACCGUGUCGGGGAGAAGGUCCUCUACGUACGAAUGCUGAAUGAACGUCAUGUGAUGGUGCGCAUCGGGGGAGGCUGGGAGACCUUGGGAUGUUACCUGCUGAAGCAUGACCCCUGCCGGAGUCCACCGGUCACCCCGGUCAGGACCUGUCGGGCCAAAGGAAAGUCCCCCAACAUGAAGGACUUGUCACCAGACAACUAUAUGGUGGUGGGGGCACACUACCGUGCCAAGAAAUAAAACAAGGAAUCUGUUCAACCAUAACAGAUAACUGACACCACAACCUAGCAAUGAAGCUUCCUGGUUAUUCUGAGCAUAUCAAGGUUUUUUCUGGAGUUGUAUUAUUAUCUGUUAGGUUGGGUUUAGUGGUUCACAUGUAUGUAGAAAGGUAUAUUUUAUCAUCUAAAGGAUUUCAACAAAAUAUGGUGUUAUUUUUAAGGUUAGUUUGAAAAAGUGAUCUUAUCUGUAAAAAUCUAUCCUGUCGUCUUGAAAAGAGUUGAUCCAGAAUGGCUAGUAUAGCUGAGGGGUAAUGGUGUUUAUAGUUGUAUUUUAAUAUAUUGGAUGAGGGCUCAUCUCAAGACUGUCCAGUCAUUUCUCUAUAAGAAUUGUUUUAUUGUACUAUAAGAUAUUUUUGAUAGUACCCUGAGAGAAGACGAUAUAGGGAUCAUUUAUUAAAUGUUUAUUUUCAGUAUUUUAUGUAUAUUUUGGAAUGUACUCUGAUUGAAUAUCAUGUAAUAACAUCACAUUUGUACCUUUUUUCAUGCCCAUGCAAACUAUGAAUGUAUCUGUAGUCAGUUGUUCGAUGGUUAGCUACUACCCUGCAGCAUUGACUCUUCCUCGGUUGCUGGAAUAAACACAACUGAGGACACAGCCAGAAAAUACUCAACUCUCCUCUAGGUGGCAUCAUGUCAUAAGAAAUAGAUGGUACAAGCAACACCUAGCCCAGGGUUUCUUAGCAGCUAUGGCUGCAUUCAG